AUGUUCAGACGAUCGUCUUAUCAAGUUUCUCAAUCUGGUGGGGAGAAAUCUACUUGUCAUACGACUGAUUCUAUCCCUGAUACGAAGCCCGCUGGGUCUGCCAAUACCUCAGGAAAUAGAUACAUGAUGAAACUGGAAGUAACCAAGUUGACUUCUACUGUCAAACCUCGAAUUGCUACUCAUCCUAUUCACCCCAAUAAUCGACAAACUACAGAGGGUGGAACAUUCAUACGGAAAGGGGAUACAUUCGAUUGGAUCUUUUGGCCUAGUGACAGGGAGAAGGACAAAGAUAAUAAUGCAAGUAAAGAACUCAGUACACCUGAUGAGAACGCUUCUUCAUCCUCCUCAUCUACUCGAGCAAUCCCCACGAUCAGGGGAACAGCUACAUGUGUACCUACUUACAUCGCCUUACCCGAGGGGUCUCAACCUGAAGCUCAAAAGAAAGAGGAAAAGAACAAGGAGGUUGAAUUGGGAUAUUUUGGGAGACUCUUUUCUCCUCGAUUGGCACCUAGUCAAGUACAAACUCCCUCUAUCCCAUUCAAAAACCCAGAGGCUGAGUUGUAG
Messenger RNA from Kwoniella botswanensis, 564 nucleotides. RefSeq lists its product as uncharacterized. The coding region runs from base 1 to 564 and encodes 187 amino acids. Lineage: Eukaryota; Fungi; Basidiomycota; Tremellomycetes; Tremellales; Cryptococcaceae. The transcript has 3 exons. The record is from RefSeq and is a predicted model, not a curated record.